AUGCACUUCCUCCGCGUCGUCACCGUCACGCUUCUCGCGUUUGUUGGCAUCGCCCUCGCAGCGCACGAAGUGGAGAGGGAGAUGACCAAUGCCCAGCGUUUGGCUCGCGGUCUGCCUCCGGCGAAGCCCCAGAGACUCGUUAGAGCUGGACCGAGAGCACCAGCUGCGUCUCUGAAGUGUAGUUGA
Messenger RNA from Dacryopinax primogenitus, 186 nucleotides. RefSeq lists its product as uncharacterized. The record is from RefSeq and is a predicted model, not a curated record. The coding region runs from base 1 to 186 and encodes 61 amino acids. The transcript is spliced from 2 exons. Lineage: Eukaryota; Fungi; Basidiomycota; Dacrymycetes; Dacrymycetales; Dacrymycetaceae.